This is a messenger RNA of Diabrotica virgifera virgifera (western corn rootworm), 681 nucleotides long. RefSeq lists its product as uncharacterized. The record is from RefSeq and is a predicted model, not a curated record. Bases 1 to 681 code for a protein of 226 amino acids. The transcript is spliced from 4 exons. Lineage: Eukaryota; Metazoa; Arthropoda; Insecta; Coleoptera; Chrysomelidae. Gene Ontology annotation, cellular component: transcription regulator complex; nucleus. Gene Ontology annotation, biological process: regulation of transcription by RNA polymerase II.
AUGGAAAACAUGGAUAUAGAAUUGUUAAUCCAGUUUGUACGAUCAAAGCCAUAUUUAUAUAACAAGGCGCAUAAAAUUUUUAAGAACGUGCAAAUAAAAGAAAAUGCUUGGGCGAAGAUAGCGGAAUCCCUUCAAUCCUCACCGGAAAUCUGUGAAAAAACAUGGAAAUCCUUAAAGGAGAAAUUUGUGAGGGAGAGAAGAAAAAUAAAAAAAACUCCUAGUGGAAGUGCCAGAAUGGAUGGUUCGGUCUGGACAUGGUUUAAAGAAAUGGAAUUUUUAUCUGAUUUUAUUCAGGAAAGGAGAAGAGAAGGUACCGUUUCUAAUAUUAAAGACAAAGGACCUGGUCCAAGCUCUUGUAGUUUUGCUGCUGGAACUAGCUCAAAUAGUGGGCCUUUGUUCAUGGAUGAUGAUGAUGAGGAAUAUUGCAUCGAAGGCUCACAGAGUAUAAUUGAGCAUUUUCAGAGAAGUCCUGCAAGUCAAGUUUCCAUUUUUAUGGAAGAAGGAGAGGCCUUUUCAGAAGUUGGAAGUCCAUCAUCUGUAAGGCCUGAAACUCCACUACUUUCGCAACCUCAGACUCCAGGCCUGGAACAUGAAACUCAACCGCCCGUGAUGUCUGGAAAUACCACUCUCCUGACACCAAAGCCACCAAAAAAAAAACAUGCCAGCCUCCGACAAUGUUAA